UAUUGAAUCAAAAUAUAGCUUUUCAAAUUUAUUCAGAAUUAAUUUUAACUUUCGACAGCGCAACGCAGAGUAGAAAGUAGCGCAAAAAGUGUCGUUGACCUCGUCAUAUAGAUAUUAGAUAUUGGGUUUUGCGGUAAGUUCGUUGAAACGAAAGAGAGGGGAAUCUGAGCUGGCCUGACCCUGGGUUUUACUGUACCAAUGGCUAUUUCGCAUACUUUAGGGACUGACUCACUUGUUAGUCAUGCCUUCAAUAGAGAUGGUACAGAACUCGCCCUUUCUGUCAAUACUAGUGACGUUUACUUGUUGAGUGUUCCGGAAUCACCCAGUGGAAGGUUCCAGGUUAUCGAUGUCCUACGGGAACAUAGUGCUUUGGUUACAAGUAUAGACUGGGCACCACAGACAAAUAGGAUUGUUUCAUGUUCUGCUGAUCGUAAUGCCUACGUGUGGAAUAAGCAGUCAGAUAAUAAAUGGAAGCCAACACUGGUUUUGCUCAUGGUACGUUGUAUCUAACAAGUUCUGUAUUUCCGUCAAAUUUAUUGUCAAGAUCGAUAGAGCUGCAGUGUGCGUAAAGUGGUCUCCAUUAGAGGACCGUUUUGCUGUGGGUAGUGGUUCCAAACUUUUGGCAGUGUGUUGGUUUGACGAAGAAAGUGAUUGGUGGAUUGGCAAAAAGAUUAAAAAGCCUAUAAGAUCUACCGUCACGUGUAUUGAUUGGCAUCCAAAUAAUGUUCUUCUAGCUUGUGGGUCAAGCGAUUUUCAUGCGAGAAUAUUCUCAGCCUUCACAAGCUCUGGCCCUUCGGAAUCAGUGUGGGGCAAACACACCCCUUUGGGUGCCGUGCUUUUUGACUAUUCGGAUGGGGAAGGUGAGUGGUUUUUUUAUUAUAUUUGAAAUAUAUGUACAUUUUUGGAGUACUUCCCAACUGAUGUGGUUGCCUCAUUUUAAUGCGAAAUGUUUGGAAAGUAAAUGAUAAUGAUGGAAACAAGUCAUGGACCAUUCAUUCUGAUGUUUACUGGUAAGUUUAUCGUCAUUAUCUUUGGUCUAAUUUCAGUCACGGAGUCACAUGUUAUGUGGGACGUAAGUUCUCGUAGUAUUACUCAAACAGAUAGCUUCGAUGUUACAGGCAAUAAAAUAGACGGGACGUUAUCUCGCGACAAUCAGGAGUAUCAUUUAAUAAUAUGAUGGUUAUAUGAUUUUUUUAGUCCUUGUGACAGCAUGUGAAGACCGCAGUUGCUACCUUGACAUAUUGGUCGGGCUUGCCUAUCUAAAUGGCGCAACCAAGCUGUAUUGGGACACGUUGUUUUAGGUCCUAUCAUGCCAAGCAAGCUGGUUUCAGAACAGCAAGACAAAUCAACAAAGUCUGAGAGCGAAGUCGCACUGUUGGUGUUGAUAGAUGUGACAGUAGUAAGGUGAUCCUCUCAAACAACCAGCAUCUGCAGUAAUGCUGCCUCACAAAGAAAGGAGGGGGUUAGCAGAUUUUCAUCGACGGAUGUUGAGUAUCUUGCAUAGCUAGCUGUUAAUAAGUGCCUGUGCUGUUUGAUUAUGGUUUCAGUCUCGGCUCCGUACAGUAGGACUGUCUUGACGUUCGUAUUGAAGAUUCUGACUUUGAUAUUGGUUGGCAGUUGUUCUGAGUUCACUAAACUAUUCAAUUGUAGGAAUAUUAUACUUGCUUCACCAAUCUAUGACUUUACAUCUGCGUCAGAUCCUCCUCGUUUAUCGGUGAUGUUGUCCAGAUACGUAAAACUUUCCACCUGUUCCAGAACUUCGUGAUUGUACUUUCCCCGUUUUGAAUAUUGAGGUCUACUGAUAUAGGGGCUGCAGGUAUAUUGGCUGUUUUUACCUGCAUUUGUUACUGUGUAUGGGUUAGAAGAGAUAAGUCAUGUGCAAAGUCUAAAUCAUCUAGUUGUAUCCAAGCUGUCGAUUGUGUCAUAUGCUUCCCCUGAGAUGUGGAGGUCUUCAUGAUUCGGUCAACCACCAAAAGAAAAAAGGUGAAGGUAAGCAGCCUUGUCUGACAAUGGUCUUCACUUGAAGUGCAUCUGUGAGCUGAUCACCAUGCACAACUAUUCAAUGCAGUCGGUCGUAUGAAUUCCAUGUGAUGAUGAUAUUCUGGAGUACACCAUAGUGUCGAAUAAAGUUCCAUACUUUUUCCUAUAUGCGCUGUCAAACGUACCUCAUAGUUAGGGAUGUUGGUGCAUAAUGAAGAGCUCGGUCAACAAUGAUCCAUAGUGUUGCGUUUUGGUCGGUACACGACUGAUCUUUAUGCAAUCCAGCCUACUGGUCCCGAAAUUGGAUGUCUUUGAAUCUCUCAUCCGGUUCAACAACACUGUUGAAAACCUCUCCUGAUACUGACAGUAUUGUGAUUCCCUUGUUGUCCUCACAUUUGCUCAGAUCUCCUAUAUGUGGUAUCUUGUUGAGAUAUUCUCGAGUACACCAUAGAGUCAAAGGUUUUUUCUAUCCAUCCUGUCAAAUGCUUUGUCAUAAUCAAAGAAGUUGGUGCAGUGACUACUUCCAUUCAGUUGAUUGUUCGACAAUGAUCCGUAGUGUCGCGAUUCGGACAGAACAUGAUCGAACCUUACGAAACUCAACAUGUUGAUUUUGAACUUAAACAUCUACCAAAUCUUUUACUCGGUUUAGUAACACUGUUGGAAACUUUGCUUGUCACUGAGAGUAGCGUGAUACUUCUGUAGUUUGCGCACUUACCAAAAUCUACUUUCGGUAUAUUGAUGAGUUAUCCCACUUCCCAGUCUGUUCGUACUUGUACCUCCUCCCAAAUCGACCACAUAUUAGCCAUUCGUCAGAUUUUAGAGCACAGAUAUGCUUAUCGGCGUCCGACGAUUAUUGUUCUUGACCUAAAAGCAGCAUUUGACUCUGCUGACCGAGAGGUUCUGUGGCAGUGUCUGUAAUUCGAAUGUACACCUCAGAAGUACAUAAACCUUAUGAAGGCUCUUUACUUGAACACUACUAGUCGAGUCAGAGCUUAUGGCAAACUGUCAUCUGAUUUUGCAACCUCAAGUGAUGUCAGGCAAGGCUGUCUACUAUCUCCAUUUUUGUUCAACUUUAUCAUAGACCUACUGCUGGAAAUAACGCUCUCAUCGACUGAAUUUUCAGGAAUCGAUCUGCUACCAGGAGGUCCACUUAUCGACCUAGAAUACGCAGAUGACAUAGUCGUGUUUGGAGAUGUUGAUAAAAUGCAGUCUUUUGAUAGGGCACAGCAACAAUACCAGGAUGUUUGUGAUGUGCUUCUCCCCCUCUAAAUGCAAGCUGUUGCUUCAAGACUGGCCUGCAUCAACGCCUGAACUAAGGAUAGGGAGUGAAUUAAUCGAACGUGUUGACAACUUCACCUAUCUUGGAAGUCCGAUCAACCCUAAUAGGUUGGUGUCUGAGGAAUUCUGUGCACGGAUUCGAAAAGCUCGUUUGGCUUUUGCCAACUUACGUCAACUAUGGCGAAGGCGAGAAUUCCGUCUAUCAACUAAGGGACAAGUAUACUGCGCGGCAGUUCGUUCUGUUCUACUUUACAACUGCGAAACGUGGCCUUUAAGAGUAGAAGACACUCGUAAACUACUAGUAUUUGACCACAUAUGUCUUAGAAGUAUUGCUGGCAUCUGCUGGGAUCACCGGGUAAGUAAUAGUGAGGCUGGACGCAGGGUAUUGGGGCGUGAUGGUAAAUCAGUUGAUGAGGUUGUGAAUCUUCAUGGACUGAGAUGUUUGGGCCACGUGUUGUGUAUGCCUGGACACCGAUUACCACGACGCGCAAUAAUGACUAGUGUUGAGGAUGGUUGGAAGGAAGUUAGGAGCGGCUAGACCAAAACGUAGCAUCAGUGCUUGACGUCAAUAACUUCUAGUCUGAGUCAUGUUAGUAGAUGCGAACUACUCGGUUGGGGUCCGCUUGACUAUCGUAACCAAUGGUUGGAGACUCUGUGUGACAUGGUUCAGAAUCGAUCACAAUGGCGUAGGUGUAUAUACUCUCUGUCUUCCCUUGAACAAUGAGAUUAAAAUUGCUCCAUAGUUUUCUUUCGACCAACUAAUUCUUUCUUCCUGUACUAUAACCUUAUAUGCAAUCUUUCUUUCAUAUAUUACCACCAUUGAAUUAACUACUUCAAUGUAUUUGGUGUUCAUCUUGUUGUGCUAAUGAGGCAUAGCAGCUUGGACCGAUGCAUAUAUAUGUCUGGUCCUAUGUUGUAGCUGACUGACUGACUCCUCCCAAAUGUUUAUAGAGAAAACGUGAAACAUCUUUGUAGUUACCAUCGUAUCUAACUGCAGUGUUUAGCUGGUGUGUUGUCUGAUCCAUUGUUGAUUUAUCUGACGGCCUUGUAGAUCUCUUCGAUUACCGUUGAGUAUGAUCUAUGGAGAGGUGUUCUGUGUGUGCUGCUUGGACAUCCGUUGAGUUCAUUGAGACUGGUCUAUUCAAUAGCUCUUCACAUUGCUCCACUCACCUGUUUAGCUUUUCUUGAAUCUCAGUGACUGCUUUGUCUUCUUUAUCCUUGAAUGGUCACUCUAGUUUACAAUAUUUUCAUACUAGUUUAUUCGUCGUAUCAUAUAGUCGUUUCGUAUUUCUUCCUACAACUUUUUCUGUUGUCAUUGCUAGAUCUUGUACGUAUUUCCGCUUGUCGGCUCCAAUGCUCCUCGUCACUUUCUUGUUUGCUUCUGUGCAUUCGGCGUGUGCCUUGGUUUCAUCUGUCCUUGUUCUUCCUUUUUAAAGAUUGCCUUUGGUAUCAAUAGAGACCUAUUGUUUGUGAUGGUGCUUCUUGCGGCUCAGAACCUCAUGACAUUUUUAGUGUUAAUGCUUCUUUAACCACUUUCCAGUUUUUCAUGGUAGCUUUCUUUUCCUUAUGUUGAUUUUUGUAAGGCUUGGAGCUUGUUCCUGAGAACUGUCUUAAAUUCGUUGAGUUUGUUACUAUUUCAAAGAAAGAGUAUGAAAAUUUUGAAAUUCUUUUCCAGUGGUUCUAUAGCUUCAGUUUCAUCUUGGCCGCAUCUACGUGGUGGUCUAAAGCUAUCUCAGCUCCUCUCCUGGUUCUCACGUCUUCCACUAAUUUUCUGAAUUUGUUAUUGAUGCAAAUAUGGUCGACCUGCUUCUCUGUAGUGUGGCCCCUUGAGACCCAUGUAGCUUUAUGUAUGCAUUUAUGGGUUAGUUAGUGCCAGUUAUAACCGUUUUGGUGAAGGCACAUAAAUUUGCAAAUCUGUCACCAUUCUCGUUCCUUUCUCCCAGUCUAUGUCGUCCCAUGAUAUCUUCAUACGCGACUUUGUCCAUUUCGACUUUGAUGGUUAGGUCUCCCACCAGGAUUGUCAGGUCUUUUUCUGAACACUACGAUCGACUGUAGCCUGAUAAAAUUUAUCUUUAUCGUCUUCGUUGCUUUCAUUGAUGCGUGCUUAACUCUGGGUAACAGUCAUUGUAAUCCCUUCGUUCUUUGUUUUGAAGAAUGCCUUGAUGAUUCUGGAUCCAUGAGAUUCCUACCAUAUAUGUGCUUUUUGUGCUUCUUGUUUGAGCGAAUGAUUAUUUUCUUCAUUUCCAAGGUACAACAGAACGUCUCCCGAAUCUAUUAUUUUCUGUCCAACUUGUGUACAAUGGGUUUUACUUAUUCCGAACACCACCAGAUCCUGUCUUCUCAUCUUUGCAGCUAUCUGACUUCUCUCGAUCUCCCCCAUCAUCCGGACAUUCCAUGUACCUAUAUUAAUUGUUGCUCUGAUUGUUUAAAGGGUCAUUGGCUUUCACCAUGAGGGGUCGUAACUCUUCUAAAUGAAGUGUAUUCAACUCCCAGGACACAGUGUAAAUGUAUUAAAUGAUUCCUUCUGGUCAGCGUUUUCUUAGCAACGUUUUUACCGAAUGGGGUUGCUAACCCCAUGCCUAACCGUCACCCCUUAUCGGGGUUUGGGACCGUCAGUAACUCUAGAAGGGUUACAGGCGCAGUUCCGAUGGUCGAUAAAUAGUGCACGAUGUGGAAUUCUUCGGGAAGACAUUCGUAGGACAUGACCAAGCCGUUGAAGUCGAUGUUUCAAGAUAGUGACACAAAUUGGAUUAUCGCAGCUGUGCCCGAACAAAAGAUGCCGAACCUCUGUAUUACUAACAUGCUGUUGCCAUUGGACGUCGGCAAUCCUUCGUAGACAACGAUAAUUAAACACAGAGGGUCGUCUAACAUCCUCAACUCGUAGGGGUCAGGUUUCACAUACAUAGAGUAAAACUGCUUUCACUGACGCGUUGUAGGUUUUACCUUUUGCAGCCAGACUAACAUCACAAAGGCGCCUAAGAUGGUCCAGAUUAGCACAAGUCGUUCUACCUUUCAGUCACGCCACCACCAGCACUUACACAGCUACGCGCAUGCAUGAAUUUUUCAACUACUUCUAUCUGGUAACUACCAAGAGUAAGUUCAGGAACAGGCUUCUGUUAGUCUUGUAAAAUUACUUCGCAUUUAGAAAGUAGAAAGUACACUCCAUAUCUGCGAACACUGAUUGUCGACUGACUAAGCGGAAAUUACAUUGUUUGAGUAAAAUCACACAGUAAGACAAUAUCAUCCUUAUACUCAAGGUCGAGAAGUCUUUCUCCAGGUAACAGAUCUACACCACCAUUACCUACAUCCACCAGAGCUGUUUCCAGAACGUCAUAGAUAUCAAAGUUGGAGAGGAAUGGUGAGGUUGAGGAACCCUGCCUAACCCCACUGCUUGAAUGGAACAACUCAAGGUCAAAAGUCCCUCCAGGUAACACACUGCCAUUCCUACUACGGUUCAUCAUAGCUGUUUCCAGAAUGUUUUGGUGGCAUAGUUGAAAAAGAAUGGUGAGAUUAGACAACCCUGUCUAACUCCACUGUUCGAAUGGAAUAAUAGAGAGUGUUAGUUGCAUGGCCUCACUCUUCCUGAGUUGUCUGUAUACAGGGUUUCUCCAUCAGGCGUGAUUGGGUUGGUGUUCUCUGUGUUAUAUUUGAGGAUCUUGCCUCUUCCCUUGUGCAUGUCGAAACCUACUGAUGCAGAGGCUGCUGCUACAGUGUUUGUCUUGACCAGCCUUUGAUGUGUAUGGGAUAGAAGGGCCAGGUCAUCUGCGCGGUCCAAAUCGUCUAGCUGCAUCCAACCUAUCUAUGUUAUUCCGUGCUUCCCGUCAGUGUGGAGGUCUUCAUAAUUCAGUCAACCACCAGAACAAAGAGAAAAGAGGAGAGUAGGCAGCCUUGUCUGGCUACGGUCCUCAUUCGGAAUGCGUCUGUCAGCUAUCCUCCAUGCACGAUUUUGCACUCUAGUCCGUCAUAUGAAUUCCUCCCAAAUCUUCCUGAGUAGAUUGUGAAGCAUGUUUGCAGUUACUUCUAUAUCUGACUUUAGUGCUUCGUCUGGUAUAUUGUCAGGUCCUGCUGCUUUCCAACUCUUGGUUUAUUUGAUGGUUAUGCUGAUUCCUCCCGUCGGUGGAUUGACAUCUAUAGGAAUGUCUGUGUAUGCUGCUCCGAUGUCCGGUGGAUUUAAUGGAGUAGGUCUAUUCAAGAGUUCUUCGAAGUAUUCCACCUAUCUGUUCCUCUGUUCUUGAAUCUCGGUGAUUGGCUUACCUCCUUUGUCCUUGACCGGUUUCUCUGGUUUACUAUAUUUCCCUGCUAGUUUCUUCGUUGUCUCACAUAGUUAUCUCAUAUUUCCUUUUCUUGAAACUUCUUCCUCUGUCGUUGCUAAGCCUUCCACAUAUUUCUGCUUGUCAGCUCCAAUGAUAUUCACUCUCUUAUUUGUUUGUAUGUAUUUGGCGUGUGCCUUGACUUUCUCUGCUCUUGUUCUACUGUUGUUAAUUGCUAUUUUUCUCCUUUUUUGAAUCUUUUCCCGGGUUUCGAUAGAGAUUCAUACCUUAUUAUAAUGCUUCUUGUGGCCCAGAACCUCCUGACUGUUGAAGUUAGUGCUUCUUUGAUUUCUCCCUAAUUGUCCUCUUUUUUAGGUAGAUCUUGUAAGGCUUAGAACCUCUUGUUAAGUGUUAUCAUGAAGUCGUUGAGUUUGUCUCGAAUGAAGGCUGUAUUGAAACUUUGUAAUGUUGUUUCCCCAGUCGUCAAGUGCUUUUUUAGCUUCAGUUUCACGUUGGCAACCACCAAUUUUUAGUGAUCUGUCAGCUCCUCUCCUGGUUUUCGCACCUUCCAUUGACCUUUUGAAUCUUUUACUGAUGCAAAUAUGAUCUAUCUGGUUCUCCAUGAUGUGGUCCGGUGAGACCCACGUAGCUUUGUGUAUACGUUUGUGUGGGAAUAUUGUACCGCCCAUAACCAAUUUGAUGGAUGAACAUUGAUUCUCAAAUCUCACCAUUUUCGUUCCCUUCUAGUCCAUUUCGUCCCAUGAUAUCUUCAUAACCGUUGUUGUCCAUUCCGACUUUGGCGUUUAGGUCUCCCGUCAGGAUGUUGAAAUCCUUUCUAGGGUACUCCACUAUAUCUGAUUGCAGCCUCUCAUAAAAGUGAACUUAAUCAUCGUCAUUUCUAUCUUUGGUGGGUGCUUAACAUUGGAUAACAUUCCUCGUGAUUUCAUCCUUUGUUUUGAAGGAUACUUUGAUGAUCUUGGGUCCAUGAGACUCCCACCUUAUUAGUGCAUUUUGUGCUUCUUUGGACAGCAUCGAAGCAACUCUCUGAGUGUGUAGGACAUUUUCCUCUUCGUGACCGGAGUACAGUAGCAUCUCUACCGUACGUAGCCCUUGCUUUUCAGCUUGGAUCCAAUGGGUUUCGAUGAUUUCGAGAACCGCCAAGUUAUAUCUCCUCAUUUCCGUUGCUAUUUGACUGCUCCUCCUGGUCUCCCACAUUGCCCAGACGUUCCAUGUAUCUAUAAAAAUUGUUGCUCUGGUUGUUCGAAGAGGCAUCAGCCGAAGAAUCUCGGCUUUCAUCAUGAGGCGUCAUAAUUCUUCCUUCAACUCAGAAGGCAGAGUUUAAAUGUUUUAAUUUGUUUAAUCUGAUUGGCGUUUUUUAGCAAGAUUUUUUUCUGCAGGAUGGGGUUGCCGACCCCAUGCUCAACCCUCCUCCUUUAUCCAGGCUUGGGACCGGCAGUAGCCCUAGAAGAGCUACAGGCUGAGUUGUUUCAUAGGUAGGGCUAACCAUUUAUAAAGACAGUAACGACUAUUGCCUUAUCCCAGGAUAUUAAACACUCUAAUUACAAGACGUUUGUGGAAAACUCAGUUCCUCAACCAGACAGUUAUCACUGUCUCUAAAAAGGGUUUUGGAUGUUGAGUCAUCUGGGCCUGGUGAUUUGUGGCGCUUCGGGAGCUGGAGUUUGCGGACUUGUGCCUCGUAAGGCGAACUAGUUGUCAUCGACCACUCGGUAAACGACAGCCUGAUCGAUAUCGCCGGAGCAGCAGACUAGUUGGACUGUAUGUCUAAAAUACUUCGCCUAUCGUCUAAUACGUUGGUGGGUGUUAUUGAUCAGUGUCUCCAACUUCACAGAUUGUUUCACUCACACCAGGCUUCUUACAGUCAGUAGCUGGGAUGAGUUGGAAGAGCUUCCGGCAGUUGCCAUAUGCAGCUACUGCUUCCAACAUGUUAGCAUGCUCAGACCAUCAGGGUCUUCGGUUCUUACGCAAACAUUGCACAGUUUUUCUUCGUAAGAGUUCGUUUAUGUUCAUACGGUUUGCCCGAGUAGACUGAGGUGUUUCAUUGAACUGUAAGGAACCUGUAGGAACCUACUGCCUAUAGUUGGGACGUUUUGCGGAGCUGCAAACGACGUUUUUCUUUAUUCUCAUUUCAAGUGCUCAUCUAUAUUUCUCGAUAGAUUGAUAGCUAACCUUGAAUCAAGCUCGGUUUGAUAUUUGUCUGGAAUGGAAGCUACGGCCAGUUUACAUACAUCGAUCCGUUUAGGACGAUAAAGUUGUUGGUCUCAGACGCAAGAUAAGAUUAACACAAACGAGAGCAUGAUCAGAGUCUAGAUAAGUAUUUCAAAAAAGGACGGCAGUUUUGUACGCAACCACGCUAGUGGUAGCUGAUCGCGGUGUAGUCAACUUGGGUUCAGGCUUCAGUUGGAGAGGAAGGAUGCUAGACUUUGAAAUACGCCAGCUUGAAUGGUAUACAUACUUUCAGAAAGGGUGGUUCAAAAAUUAUAUUCGGUGGUAGCACUCAACUUUCUACUAGCCACUAGCAUAAGGUCGUUUAUAUAAGACAGGAUUUUCACUGUAGGGGAGCUUCUGUGUUGGUCGGAAAAUAAAAGUAAACAUAGAAUAGAAAUGCUAUGGAAUAGGACUAUAAAUGAUCAUAAUAUGAGUUUGUAUGUAAUUAAGGACUUGCAGUAAUCGUUUAUGUAGGUAUCUAGAGCUAGUAAAAGCGUUUUCGUCAUUGAUAAUUAUAUUUAUCGUUGUGUGUGGGUUAGGAUACUGACCGGGUACCAAGGCCGAAGCUGGUAAUUUUCCUUGGAACCAGCUCACCGAACCUUUAACCUAGAGGUCUAGUCCACAAGGUAGUGUGCUGUGUUAGGAGAUGGAAUCCAAUGGUUGCUGGCUACCAUAAAUAGGUUUAUACUCCACUUAACCUUUCUGGAUCCUGGAGCCCGUGUGCACGGUUGGUUUGGAACUGGAGUUUACCAGAUGACUACGUGGCUCCACCAUAUUCAGAACUCAUCCACGGACUACUCUACUGCUUACAACAGUUAACUAGGAAACGACAAUUAAAGUAAAGGCUUCUGGCGUUCUUGUGUAGUUACCUUGCCAAAAAUAUGCUCCAUGUACGAAGAGUGAUUGCCCACUGAUUGAAAUUAGUUUGGGUUGGAACGUUUUUCUGGUGGUGACAAGUUUACACUGACCUAAACUUCUUGGUUGUGUUUUAUUUUCUUCAUCCAAACCAUCCUCUUGAUCUGCAAAUAUUUACCAUGGCUUAGGAUUUCUCCAUGUUUAUCUCCAGAAUAUUAGUGUGAAAGUUAACGACGAAUGAUGUGGUUGAGGUAAUCUUAUCCUCACCACUUGUUACGAACGACAUAAGUGGUUAAAUCAUCUCACCCUAUUUGUGUAUUCAUGUACAAUUUCCAUAAUCUCAAGAAACGCCCCACACACGACUUUUUUCAACAGGGUUUCAAAACACAAUUACGUCCAAAUAAUUGGAGGCGGUCAUCAUUUCAAAAAACAUAAUAGUUAGCCUGUAUUAACUAUGAUAUUCAAUCAUGGAGUUCAAUGUAUGAACCGUCUGAGUAAACCCUCACAAGUCCGUCAAGCCUUCACAGUCAUAGUAUAAAGAAAACCACUAUACUUGUUAAUUAGUAGUUGAUCUAAAUCCCGAUGACUCUUAUUCUAAGCACAGGAACAUUUACUUGUUAAAUGAGUUACUUGUUCUGACAAACGAAAAUUAUUUGACCGUCUGUUAUAUCAUUACCAUCCUGGCAUUGUUAUUGAGUGCUACCAAUAGACUCUUCAUUUUAUCAAUAUCUUCACCGAACAGGACUAAGUCGUCUGCGUAUUCUAAGUCGAUAAGUGGACCUCCUGGUAGCAGAUUAAUUCCUGAAAAUUCAGAUGACGAGAAAGUCAUCUCCAGCAGUAGGUCUAUGAUGAAAUUGAACAAAAAUGGAGAUAGUGGACAUCCUUGUCGGACAGCACUUGAAAUUGAAAAUUCAGAUGACAGUUUGCCAUAAGCUUUGACUCGACUGGUAGUGUUUCGGCUGUAGGGAGUUUCUGGCAUCUGAAAAACGAAUUUCAAUAUUGCAGUCUUAUAUUUCACCUCAUUCUUAGUUUUCCCAUCAACCUUUACUUCAAAAUUCAGAAAUGAUUCGAUUUGUUUAUUUUACCGUUAGAGUCUUCUGCACUCGAAGAGAAGUGCUAUUUAGGGAUUGCAAAUACAGACCACACGUACUGAACCAAUCAAGUUCGAGUACAUUUAAGUUUUCUUUAACAGUGUAGCAUAAUUUAGGGAUGGUUUUACCUUGGUACAGAAUAUUACAAUGUAACAAUAUUUCACCGCAAUUCACUACAGUCUGAGGUGUUUUCUUGAGUUAUAGCGUGGGUAUGUGUCUGUAUAAUUUCGUUAAAAUGGUUAUAGUGUCGUACGCAGUAUUUAGCUACAGACGCGUUGUGUAUUCGUUGAUUUGUAACCAUCACGAUCAUCUACGAAUUUUAUGGACAGGCUUUUUGAAUGAAUAUGAGGUUUGGGCUGGGAGGACUUUCUACGUUUUGCUAUAGAUCUGAUGGUGCUAGGACGUUAUACGCGAUACUCAUCUCUUUUUAUAACCAGUUGCAUUGUUUACAACAAUGUUUCUUGCUUGAGCGACAUUCUUCACUGUCACAACAUGUUUAUGAAGAUGUUUUCCAGGUGUUGGUUUAUAGGGGUUGACUGGGUAAAUGCUUUGAACUUGUAAUCGUGUACACUACUGGAUUGUCUCGGUUACUACAGCAUCAAUGUGCAAUGUUUGGGGUUUGUCAGUCGUUGGCAUUCCAUAUUAACUAACUAUAGCGUUAUCAAGAGGUCUUAGUUAAUUUCAAACUUGUGGGUAUCUUAAACUCUUGAAGGUUUUAUUCCACAGACAAAAAUGAGACACUUGGAUCGGUCAUGGGCUGUCUUAAAAUGAAGCGUUCGCAUUAUCGUUAGCCUACGUAAAUGAAAAGGUCUUCAGUUUACCGUUUUAUCAACACUACUGGUGUCUUGUAUUCAGAGUAAGGACUAGUUCUUAGAAAUCCAUUUCCUUUACUGUCUCUUUAAGAUUGUGAUCACUUGGCCGAUGUGGCAAUAUCAAGUUUGAGUCCUUUUCAUGUUCUGUGGUACCUGGAGUAUUAGAGCAUCAGAGAUUUAUUAGCGAUUUGUUCUGUUGCCGAUGUAGUUCAGGACUGGGCAACCUGAUUCGGUGUUAUAGCACGUAAUCUCUCUGUCACAGCUGUCGGUGUCGUAUCCUGUUAAAACAUCAACUUGUAAUCUGGGUCAGUCAAAAUUGUUUCUGAAGUAACCGUCACCACUGUCGUAAAUCCCACUGAAACAUAUAAAUUAACACUGUCAUCACAGUUAUAAUCCAAAGACUUCACAAAAUAACACAUUUAUAUAUGGAAUAUUAAACUAAAGAACAAAUAUAUUCAAGAGCCUUUUAAUAAGCAAAUAAUUGGAAAAUAUGAAAAAUAUAUGUCAUUCACUCUACAGUGCAAUUAAUAUCUGACUUUAAACUUAUCUUGUUUCGUUUACCUGUUUUUAAUCACUAUUAUUCCUUGUUUUAAGCUUCAUGAUCUUGAUGUUGUGUUAUAUUGUGUGAUACUUAUCGUGAUGAUCAUGUGCGAAGUUGUCCGGAUAGUUACUACUGUAAUCUGUUUUUUUCCCAAAGUUUUGUUCUUCGGUUAGAUAUGUGCUUAGAAAUAAUAGAGAAGUAUUAAGCUAUGUCUGAACCCUCUCGAAUUCAUGCGAAACUGUACAUUGUUAGGUGAAAUUUGGUAAGAAACUGUCCAUCCUUUUCGGGUUAAAUGAAGGAAUCGGUAUUUAGGUAUAAAAUUUUUUAGAAAGGUAAAUGACACCAAAUUGUUACACUUUGUAAAAUACUUGUUAUUGAUCUUAUCGUUGAUUGUUUACUUGCUUUCUAUUGCCAGACUGAGAUAAACCAAAAUCACAAACUCUAAAAGUUUAUAUGUUUGUUCGUUAUUUUUAGUGAACUUACUCUACAUUUUAUACCAUCAUACACUUUCCCUCUUUAUGAGUUAGGUAAUCUCAACAGCAAUAACUUUAUAAUAUAUGUGUAUCACUUAGCUGUUUGUUAGUAUCUUUUACUACCUAGUAACACCAAGUUUGCGUGCCACGAUGUACAAAAUGUGUGGAGACUCAUCUGACCCUGUCGACAUACUCAUACCCUUAUACGUAAGUACAUCAUGUACUGUGCAUCUUUGAAAUGCAAAUUACUUUUGAAAGAUUGAAAGGAAUCCGUGCCGCAUUCAUUCUUUUUAGGUAACUUGUUAGAAAUAGUCGGGAAGUUCAUGUAUCUGGGUAGUGUUAUCAGAGAGGAUGGCGGCAUGACAAACGAAACCGAUAUACGUAUAGUGAAAGCCAGAAUGGCUUAUACCAAUUUGGAAAGUCUUUGGCAACGCUGUGAUAUUAGUCUGGCUGUAUAUAACCGGGUUUACAACCCGUGGGUAAGAGCGUUUCUGCUCCAUGCUUGUGAAAACUAGCGUUUGGCGACUCCAUUUAAUCAUCCUUAUCUCCAAAAGGAUUGCUCAUAUCCAUUGUCAACACUAUGUUAGUAACGUUAAGGUUCAGCACUUUGUGUUCAAACCCAGUGGCGAUAAUUCAGUUCAAAUUACCAUCUCGAAACACCGACUUCAAUGGCUUGGGGAUGUGUUACUAUUGUCAUCCCAUUGAUUUCCACAUCGUUCAUCAUUUAACAAAUCUGGGACUGGGCGAAAAAAGUAAGGAAGUGAUUAGUUUUUGACAUGGUGCCUUUGCAUUAAAUAUUCCUGACAUCUAUUGGUCCAUUGCGGUUUUUGAUGCUAUCAGAUAUAAUUCAAAAUAGAAUGCAGUGGCUGUGUUGUUGUAGUUUUCUGGUGAAUGUUUGAGAAAAAUAGGAUGAACUCUGUUAACUAGAAGAAGACUUUCUUGACUACAUUCUUAGCUGAACGGUACCAAAUACUAUUCCUCUUCAACUAUUUAUUGAUUCUGCCAUCCUUCUCUUCUCUAUUUUUUCACAAUAUCACCACUUCAUUUGUAUAGCGCAUUUUUUUAAAUGUAGUGAACCAUAACCUACGUGUUUUAAAUAAAUGAUAUAUAGACUAGUUCAUAGUAUACAUACCAUUACUUUUACUAAUUACACAAAUUCAAAUUGUUUUAUUUUUUUAGAAUUUUAACAUUGUCUUUAAAUCGAUAUCUUAAGGUUUAUUAAAUUAUUCUGCUAAACUUACCAGUUCAUAAAAAAUGAGUAAUUAGCUACUGAACAUAAAUCAUAGUGAAAAUGCAUUCAAAGUUCAUAAAGUAAUGCAGCAAAAAUGUGUUCAAAGUCGACUUUAUAUUCAUCUUAAAUCAAUAUUGAUUUUCCUCCUUAUAAGUUAUAUUUGGAGAUUCAACAUCCUCAAUAAAUCCAUAUACAUGUUGCUUCCUUUCCUUUUUUUUUUAUAACUACGUGAAAGAAUAUUCUUGGCUUUUUUCAUCUUUAUUGAUACUCGUAUUUUCCAUAUGUGUUUCAAGAUAUUCAUAUGUUUAUAUUUUAGGUGGUUGGGUUCUAAGCGUUUCAUUUUCGGCAGAUGGAAACAAAUUAGCAUGGACUAAGCAUAAUUCAACAAUUUUUGUAGCUGAUGCAAGUAUCAGUGCCACACCUAUUGUUACACGUUUACGAACUGAUUUCUUACCUUUCGUCAGUUGCAUUUGGAUUGGACCAUCAACUUUUGUAGCAGGUGGUUACGACUGUUGUCCUAUGCUGUUUAGAUAUAAUGACCAAUCGAUCAGUUUUGUUCACCAGUUGGAUACUAAGAGUGAAUCUCGAUAUGGUGGAAAGGUAACAGCUAUGAAGAAAUUUCAAGAUAUUGAUCGCAUGGCUACAGCUGAUAAUACUAGCUCUCGUUUACCGACGAUUCAUCAAAACUGCAUUAAGUAAGUUCAGUUGAUUGCUGUUCUUCAUUUUUAUUUUAUGUUAAGGUUACUCUUGAGUGAACAGCAGCAUAGCGUUAUACAUACAGCCAUGUCACCAUGCCAAACCACCGCAUAAUUCGAUGGGUGAUAUUGUCUAGUGUGGUAAUAGGCUAGUAGAAAGUUAGGGGCAGCCAAACUAGGAUGUAACAUCAGUCCAUAAGGUCACUAGCAAUUGAAAUGAGCCGUACAUUUAGGUGCAUACAACUUGGUUGGGUCCGCUCGGAUUUUGUAACCAGUGAUUGGAAACUGAGUGACGUGAAUCAGAAUUUUCCCCAAUGAGGAGUGUGGAUUCGCUCGUUAUUUCCCCUUAGAUCUUGGGUUUCUAAGUUAUCUUGUGAUUUUCUUUCGUUCCACAAACCCAAAUUUCCCCCUAGAAUCAUAUCUUCUACUCCUGGACUUCUAUACUACUACUGGUACUGUCAAUACUUCUACUUUUCUGUGAUUUAUUUCACUUCACUUUGCUACUUUGGAUUAAUUUCACUUCACUUUGCUAAUUUGGUGUGGCAACUCGAACCGAUUCACAUAUAUGCUAGGUUUCAUGUUGCAUAUGACUGGUUGCUUGAAGUUUGCAUGGUGGUAGUGUUACAUCUUUGAUCUGUUUACCCAUUGAUAUACAGAAGGUAACUUGUCUCAAUCUAGAUUAAAGCCUUGAUACGAUAGGCCUAAUGGUUCAACCUUGAGGCUAGAAUCACGUGAGUUGGAAGUGAGACCAACUACCUUGGGUAGAGAGACGGAAACUGUUCUAUCACCUGAUUAAUUGCCAAGUGAGAGAAGACGAGUCAGCUGGAACACUAUUCAUUUUCCCGAUUCCGAUUCACACUCCGGUUCAGGUACAUGAAUAAUAUAUAUGACUAACAUGACCACAACGCACAAACAAUUAGAAAAUACAAUUAUGUUCAAAACUAGGCAUUAAAGUAGAAAAAUAGAGUACUAAAGAUUACGUUUAAGUUAUAAUAACUUUGGAACAAAAAAGGGUACGACAGUGAAUCAUACAUCAAACGAAAGCCUUUAGUUUGUAAAAUGAACUAGGGACAAAACUGAAUGUUAGUAUUUUGCAAGCUUUGAAGUAAGUGAAAGGACUUCCUCAAAAGUAGCUUCCGUUGUUUGUCAUGGCUUUUUUGUUUCCCAUACCACAUUACCACAACGAAAUAAAAUCAACGAGUUAAAUAGCAGGAGUCGAAAUAAUGCAGUGGGAAAUAUAGUGAGAAAGACUAAACAUUUAAGUAGUUCGAAGAGAUAUUUGUAAGUAGGCUGAUUAAAGGCUAGUAAAGGGUAAAUAAAUAGCACUCAUUUUUUAUCUGCAGUUUCAAUAGAGCAGAGAUUCGGAUGCUUUUUUGUCAGAAUGAAUUGUCAAGCGUCAGUAAAUAAACUGACUCAAGUACACUCCCCAAUCUGAACCUUACAAAAAAUAUAAAUCGACUUCGUUUCAUUUUUGGUUGGGAUUAACCAAGAUCUUUAGCCGCUUAUCUGUGUUAUUUUAAUUUCUCAUUCUUUUGAGCUUUCAUUUUUUCAAGACAAGAACAAGAAGUUAUAGAUAUCACGAAAACAGUGACAUGUCUCAUUUGGUUUUAUGCAAAGCUUUUCAUUUUCUUAGUUUGAUCGAAUAUAAGUUGUUACAUUUAUAAACUUGUCACCUAAAUUUCACACCUAAUUUACAUAGGUUUCAAAACUUUUUUAUGACUCGUUAAACUUUUAUUUUUUUGUCUACUCAAAACUUCAGUGAAAUUCGAAUUCUUAAAGGUGAUCGUUCAAUGGCUUCAGAACUCAGUUCAGUCGGUCGAGAUGGUAAUCUCGUAUUGUGGAACUUUCCAACACUAUCUGAACAAAUUGCAGAUUUAAAGAUAGUUUGAUGUGUCUCGGUAAUUCCCUUAGUCAGGAGAUUUGUACGUUUAUGUCAAACUCAGUUACAAUUUAUAUUGUGAUCACUGCGAAUGACCGCAUAAUUACCGUCAUCUUUCUUACUAAUGAUUUUCACAAUUUGUGUGUAAACUAAAUAUUUUAUAAUCAUUUUACCUAAUUGUUCAGAAACAGUUUUUCUUUCUUUCAAUUAUGUGGGUAUGUGUAUUUGUGUCUAUCUUUAUGUAAAUGUAAAGAACACACUAAAAGAGAGUGUAUUUUACGCCUCCGUAUAACAGUAUCCUAUUGAGGGACGGGCUGAGAAAAUCAUAGUCUGUUGGCAUUACCUUUUCCCUCAUGAUGCUUUCAUUCAUUUUCCAAAAAUCAGUACUUUUAAUAUGUGCGGAAUGGUUAAUGUUAGUUUGAGAUCUUUGAUUUAUCUUACUUG
Molecule: messenger RNA, 17755 nt
Organism: Schistosoma haematobium
Lineage: Eukaryota; Metazoa; Platyhelminthes; Trematoda; Strigeidida; Schistosomatidae
Product: protein 2 3 complex subunit
Exons: 2
Coding region: 2932-3249 (105 amino acids)
Biological process (GO): Arp2/3 complex-mediated actin nucleation
Cellular component (GO): actin cytoskeleton; Arp2/3 protein complex
Molecular function (GO): actin filament binding
Source: RefSeq, a predicted model, not a curated record